GUGAAAUCGCGAUACAGGGUAGGUGUGGAAAGAAAGGUCUGGAUUUAACACCUGUAAUGCACAUCUAGUGGAAUAUGUGGUUCUGGAGGGAUUCAAGCUUGGGCAGCACCUAAACAUUUUGGGUUAUCCUUCAGGUCAUACAGCAGGCUUGCCGGAAAAACUUCUGUCGACAACACUUUCCAUUUCUCCUGAUCUGUCCCGUGGACCCCGCAGCUCUAUCAUGAGUGAUGACAAAGAGGGAAAAGGGGACGACAAACCCCACGGCACCAAAAAAGAACCCAACGUCAAACCGAAGCUUGAAGGCAAAGGUAGCUUCAACCUGGGAACCUCGAAACGGCAUAAGGCCGACAAGCCUAAAAGAAGUCGAAGUAACGACACAGAAAACCACCACCGGGAGGGCGGGCGAGGAAGAGAACAGGACAGAGAACAGGGAGAUAGGCGGCCACGGGGUCGCAGCGAGGAAGGAAGGGGUCAGCGCUACGACCCAGAGCCGAGAAACCCAGAGAACGAGCAACAUCAAUAUGACCUGGAGGACACAGAGUGCAUCGUGUGCUUCUGCAGCUUCGACAACGUCUUCAAAGCACCUAAGUUGCUAUCUUGUGGACACACGUUUUGUUUGGAAUGCCUCGCGCGCAUUAAUGUGAACUCCAUCGAGAUAAAGACUCUGACAUGUCCCAUUUGCAGAGAGACGACGGAGAUCCGUCACGGCCGAGACCUGCCACAGCUGGGGAAUAAUGAGGACAUCUUCCGCAGGCUUCCCCACGACAUGCAGAGGGCGCUGUCCGUACGCUUCCAACGCAGUAAGGGCAAACUCGUCCUCAAAAAAAACUCAACAAACAAUCCCGUUAAGACCACCUUAAAUCUGCCGGUGUUUAAAAAGAGAGAGGAGCAGGUGACCAAUUUCCCCAUUGGAGUCAUGGAGGAAGGUCUCGGCUCAGCGACUAUGGUCAACGUUGGUAGACCUCCUAGCAGGAUGAGAAGUCAGGUGAGAAGGUUUAUGUAUUCCAACCAGUGCUAUUACACAACGGUGGCAGCCAUUAUCGCAGUCACUUUGGCUCUUAUGCUGGUCGGGGUCUUUACCUUCAUGAUCAUGCCUCAUUUGAAGACAUCUAAACCACUUGGACUGAAUCAAACUAGUUCAAACACAAACCCUUAAUUGAUGACAAAAUACGCAUAGACAAACAUAUGAUGGUUGAAGGUGAUAAACAAAGCAAUGUUGGCGGAGUCCAUUCCAUUAUACACAAUGCUGUAUACAGAACAAUGCUUUGUUGUUUUUUGUUGAUGUGUAGGAUCCUUCACAACGUGGUUGUAUAGACGUAACCAGAAAAACAUGAAAAUGUGAUGCGUGUCUUUUGAACACAGACAUUUUUGCAGACUGAGAACAAAAGGUAACAGUGACGUAUGUACUGUCAAUGACGGAUAGUGUACUGUCAAUGACGGAUAGUGUCUUUCUUUCAUUAAAUCCCUUUAAAUAAUGACAAUUAAAAAAAAUUCUGAACGGGCUGGAACUGGUUAGAAUAAAAGAGUUAAUAUACAAUAUAACGUAUCCAAUUGAUCUUAUGAAGACCUUCAAUGCAUUUUUGUGUACUUGAAUGUAGCUAUUUCUAACUAAAUAUUUCCGAACGAUGCAAAUGAUCUUAGGUUUAAAAUGUACAUUUAAACCUAAGUGUAAGUUCACGUUUAUGUAAAUGUUCUUAAAAUGUAUAAUGUAUGUUUCUGCUGCACAUAAUGUAAAAGAAUAUUCUCAUGUAUAAAUGUGUUUAUAAAAUGUCCUGUUCUUUUGCACAAAUUGGGAGAGGCUGCUUGGAAAAGUUAAAAAUAAUGAAACAUGUUUGUUCUCAUUCUCUGUGUUCGUAACCCUUAACCCGAGUUCAACCCAUGACCUUGGAAUAAAUAUAUGUUGUCACGUGUCUUCCUUACAGCCAUGUCACAAUGUCACUGAAAACGUAGUAAUUGGAGCUUGAACUUACAUUGUUUACACCACGGCAUGUGAAAGACUGUUUUGAGUUUUGUGUAAAAUAAAGGAAAAACUGACCCCUCAUGCUCAGACAUAUUCAAUGUACGCAGAGGGAUGACACAGCAUUGCAAUGCUAUUACAUGGCUCUCUGAUUUCGUGUAAUUGCAAGGUCUGUUUCUUCUCCCAUAUUAAUAUGAUUUAAUACUAAUCUCAUUUACAUUCACUCUUUCAUCCAAAGUGAUUUACAGUGCAUUCAAUAUAUACAUGUUUGAAUGUGCUUUUAAACGCGAAUUUGCUGAACAUUGCAAAUGACCUCUGAUUUAAGCUGUACAUUUAAACUCACAAGUAAAUGUAAAUGUUCCCUCACUCUGAGAUGUCCCAUACUUAAUAAAAUGUAUUAUGUAUA
Triplophysa dalaica is the source of this 2363-nucleotide messenger RNA. RefSeq names its product ring finger protein 183 (gene rnf183). The transcript has 2 exons. The coding region runs from base 221 to 1156 and encodes 311 amino acids. NCBI's taxonomy places the organism in Eukaryota, Metazoa, Chordata, Actinopteri, Cypriniformes, Nemacheilidae. The record is from RefSeq and is a predicted model, not a curated record. Gene Ontology annotation, biological process: protein ubiquitination. Gene Ontology annotation, molecular function: ubiquitin protein ligase activity.